UGACAACUAUCGAUCAAUUGAUGAUGACGAUAUGAGAUCUUGAUCAAGUUCCAGGAUCUUUUUACCUCCUUCCGAGUUACUAAUCAAAGUCUUGAUGGAUGUUAAUGUGAUAUUAUCGUUUAAAAUUUGACUUCUAAUUGCUCUCCUGGUUGAACCGGUAAUCCUUGACGCUGCCAUUUUUCGCUUUCAACUGUCCUGAAGUAUCUCAAGGGUUCUUCUGCUUUUUCUGACUGUAAAGCACGUGUGGAAGUCCUCUUUCCUGGUGAAGUUAGUCUAUUGCUUGUAAUUUCCACUGUGACAAAGGAGAAGAAUGGCUGACCCUGGCCGCAAACACAAUUACCUGGUGACACAUUAUACAGGCCAUGAUGUGCUCCAGAAAUAUCAAAUUUCGGUAUAUCAGCUGCUUGAAAUGGCUGUUGACCACAUUAAGAGAAAUAUGGGGAAAUAUUCAGAAGAAUUUUCGGCGAUAAUGGGAUCAUGUAACUUGCCAGAGCCUACGAGUACAACCAAUUACAAAGUGUGGCGCCGUUGGAGUUGGCUAUUGAGCAUGCCUCCGCAUCAGGCACUGGAUCACUUUUUCAUGACAUUGGAGGAAAAAGAUCCAGAUUGGGCUCAUAAGCACAGGCAUGAGAGGGAACAAAUAGUUUUGGAUCGGCACCUGAGCAUGGAAGAUCUUUGCCUGGGAUGCAGUGAACAUCUUCCAAAAAUGAACUUUUAUCUGAAGGCCUUGGUUUACAAAUUGCAAAAGUUGGGUUAGAUGCUCAGAAUUUAAGUGUGUCAGAAUGAUUUGCACCUCAUCUUUGUCUGGUAUGAUAAAUGUCUUCUGUAUGUUUUCUUAUUUGAGUCAAUUCUCUUUUCUAAUGCUUCUUAUCUCGUUUUAUUUUUAACAAUGCCAAUAAAUGAGGUUCUAGUCUAUACUUUUCCAGUAAAUGGUAGACAAUAAUGGUCAGCCUUACCUUUUUUUUAAAAUUUUUGAAUUUGAUUUUUUGGCGCUUCUUAUAUUAUACCACUGGUUAUGGGACCAGUUGUUUGAAAAUCACAUAUCCUAUCUCAAGAAUGUGCAUUACUCUCUUCUUCUAGCCUCUCUCAUGAUGAAAGAAAGAGGAUUAUUGGAUGGGGGAGUCUUGGAAUUAUUAGUACACUAUGAUAUGGUAUUCCUUCUUUCACUUCUGUCCUUCUCUAUUACGCUUCUUUUGUUUUUAAUUAAUCUGCCCUUAAUUUGAUUCAGCAAAGCGGGAAAUUGAAGUCAGGCACUGAUAGAGGAGGUCCUGAUAAAAAGACUAUUCCUGUUGAAAUUAGAAAUUCAUCAAGUACUAAGAAUUUAGGAUUGCUAGAAGGCUUUGCUACAGCUUCUUUGUCUGACCAAUGGUUUGCACCUCCAGUAUCUGGUCCUAGUCCGAGAGGCCGAUAUAAGGUGUUAUUAAUUAUUGGUCAUUGUUCAUUACAGUGUACAUGGUACGUUGCUUCUAUAUGCUGAAGGAAGUUAUGUUGCAUUUACAGCAUGGGGUUGCUGUUAUUGAUGAGAAAAUGUACAUAAAUGGUGGAGUUCAUAAUGGACGUCAUCUAGAUGGUCUCCAGAUAUGAGAAAUAUGCAUUAUUUAUAUGGUUCUCACUGGAAAUGGAAAUGGAUCUUGAGGAGCUCUUUUUUACGGUGUUUUGUUUAUUGUCGUGAGCUCUAAAUGGUAAUGAGU
Messenger RNA from Coffea arabica (coffee), 1691 nucleotides. NCBI's taxonomy places the organism in Eukaryota, Viridiplantae, Streptophyta, Magnoliopsida, Gentianales, Rubiaceae. The record is from RefSeq and is a predicted model, not a curated record.